This is a messenger RNA of Thermochaetoides thermophila DSM 1495, 1701 nucleotides long. RefSeq names its product sterol o-acyltransferase-like protein. Gene Ontology annotation, biological process: ergosterol metabolic process. The transcript has 3 exons. Gene Ontology annotation, molecular function: ergosterol O-acyltransferase activity. The record is from RefSeq and is a predicted model, not a curated record. The coding region runs from base 1 to 1701 and encodes 566 amino acids. Gene Ontology annotation, cellular component: endoplasmic reticulum membrane. Lineage: Eukaryota; Fungi; Ascomycota; Sordariomycetes; Sordariales; Chaetomiaceae.
AUGGCAACCACCGCUGCCGAGAUCUCAGAGGAACCUUCCGUCCGCAAAUUGCGGUCUCGGGCCCAGAAACGCCCCCUUCUACAAUCCCAACUUUCUCAUUCUAGCACGGCUUCCGAAUCGAACGGCGUGGAAGCUACCAGCAAUGGCCAUGUCACUCCCCAGGCAAGCGGCUACUCGACGCCUAUUCCCAGUGAUGCCCCGCCAUCUGUCAAGUCUCUCUCGACCGUGCGCAAGCAGGUGAGAGCAGAGCAACGCCGCCGCCUCUUCCCUACCGUCGAGUUCGCCAGUCGUGUCUCCCACUUUGACCCAAAUAGUGACCAUCGCGAUUUUCAUGGCUUCUUCAACCUCUUCUGGAUCGGCCUUGCCAUCAUGGCCAUUACAACCAUGCUGCGUAAUAUCAAGGAUACAGGGUAUCCAUUCCGCGUACAGAUAUGGUCUUUGUUCACCGUGAAGCUUUGGCAUUUGGCCAUCGCUGAUUUCUUGAUGGUCUUCUCAACCGCCGUGUCUCUACCUCUCCAUAGGCUGUUUCGUGCUGCUCCGGCGAACAGUGUCCUGACUUGGGCAAGAGGUGGCAUUGUCAUCAUGAGCAUAUACCAAGUCUUGUGGCUGUCUGUUUGGAUAGCCGUCCCGUUUCUGUUGGAAUGGACUUGGACUGCUCAGGUUUUCCUCUUGCUUCAUACCAUGGUCCUUCUGAUGAAGAUGCAUUCAUAUGCCUUCUAUAAUGGUCAUCUCAGCGAGACUGAGAAGCGACUGCGCGCGCUGGAUAAUCCAGCUACCGCCUCUCGAGCUCCUGCCUACCUCUAUCCGACCCUUGAAAACCCUAUGGGCUCCCUGGCCGGCGCGAUAACGACGACGAGUAGUCCAAAGAGUCGGCCUGGCGAUGAUGACGCGGAAGAGGUGGCUCAGUUGCGCGAGGUCUUGGCCCGUGAGCUGACCAGUCCGAUGGGCAACAUCACUUACCCAACAAACUUGACCUGGUCCAACUAUUUCGACUACUUGUGCUGCCCAACGCUCUGCUACGAGUUGGAAUAUCCGCGAAACGAGCGCAUCGAUUGGCAGAAUCUUUUCUCCAAGAUCCUUGCAACAUUUGGUUGCAUCUUUCUCCUCACUGUCAUCUCAGAGGAAUUCAUUCUGCCCGCUUUGAUCGAUGCUCAGAACCGACUCAACCCGGCAUCACGGCCAGCUAGCUCACCACUGACGGCACUGGAGGUUCUGUUGAUCUUGGCUGAGACUAUCUCAUGGCUCCUCUUCCCCUUCAUGCUGACCUUCCUCCUCGUCUUCCUUGUUAUCUUCGAAUAUGUACUUGGGGCAUGCGCUGAGAUGACGCGCUUUGCCGACCGCCACUUCUACAGCGAUUGGUGGAAUAGCACCGACUGGAUGGAGUUUUCGCGCGAGUGGAAUGUGCCUGUCUACAGCUUCCUGCGUCGCCAUGUCUAUUCAGCCAGCAGACCCUACAUUGGCAAGGCUAACGCAACCGUCAUCACCUUCCUCAUUAGCGCCAUCGGCCAUGAGAUUGUCAUGGCCUGCAUCACAAAGAAGUUGCGAGGCUAUGGGUUUGUCUGCCAGAUGUUGCAGCUCCCUAUUGUCAUGCUUCAGCGGACAAAGUGGGUGAGAGGCCGCAAGACUUUCAAUAACGUUUGCUUCUGGUGCAGCAUGAUUCUGGGCUUGAGCUUGAUCUGCUCCCUUUAUGUCUUGGUGUAG